Molecule: messenger RNA, 1135 nt
Organism: Mugil cephalus (flathead mullet)
Lineage: Eukaryota; Metazoa; Chordata; Actinopteri; Mugiliformes; Mugilidae
Gene: prrg2
Product: proline rich Gla (G-carboxyglutamic acid) 2
Exons: 7
Coding region: 150-812 (220 amino acids)
Cellular component (GO): extracellular region
Molecular function (GO): calcium ion binding
Source: RefSeq, a predicted model, not a curated record
GGAAAAAAAAGAAAAAAAACAGCACAAGCAGUUUGAGUCACGGUAGUUUCACUGCACAAGGAAGUUAACUUUGAAGAAACUUUGGUGCCUUCAUGUCUCUGAGAGCUCUGAGAGUCUAGGGGCGUGUUUCACCUGGACAGCCGUGACAGAUGGACCGAGCCGCGGCCAAGUGGGGCAACUGUGUCGGCCAGUUUGUGACUUCGAUGGGAGUCUGGUCAGUCGUGGGGGUGACUGUGCUGUCCCUGCUUCAGGUGGCCCACUGCUCCGUCAUCCAGAGACACAAAGCAGGAGAAGACGUGCUGCUGGACGAGCAGGCGGCGGUGUCCUUCCUGUCCCGCUCACUGCUCUACAACAGCUGGGACUUUGAGCUGGUGGUGCCCGACAACCUCCAGAGGGAGUGCAUCGAGGAGAUAUGCAGCUACGAGGAGGCCCGAGAGGUGUUUGAGGACGACACGCAGACGAAACUAUUUUGGGAAGAUUAUGUCAACAGUCACGACUCUGCACCUCCCGUGGAUGUGUCAGGGCUGGUGGCGGGGCUCGUGGCCAUAGUGGUGGUUGCGCUUUUUGCCACCGUGCUGGGAAUCUACUUCUACAGAGCCAAGAAGAAGAGCGCACAGAGGUCGGGCCGAGCCCCAGUGAGAAUGGCAGCAGACGGACGCCCAGACGCGGAGACGGUGCCUCUGGGUGCGAUCCCGGCCCCGGGCUUACCCAGCUACAAUGAGGCUCUGACUCGCAGUGGGCAGCAUGAUGCCCCACCGCCACCUUAUUCUGGGGGGGCGCCAUCAGAGCCUGCAGAGCCAGGAGACAACUAAUGAGAGGACUGGCAGCGCCUCUUCAUUACCCCCGAUGGGAACUGGUGGUCUGAGAGAACUUUUAAAUAUUGUUUUGCCCUUCUUCGUUUUUUUUUUCCUCCCUCACAAAAAUAUAAUAAAUGUAUAAAUAAAUUGUAUUUAUAUUUUAGUUAAACGAGAUAAUGCUGCAUAACGUGCGCUUCCUUGUCCACCACAAGAUUGUGGACUGGGCCGCACCGUGCACCAAACUGUGUUGUGUGUAAAGAAGAAAAGAAAAGAAAGGGACAAUCAAAUUCAUGAAGAAACAAAAAAUUUGUUUUAUAUAAUAAAUUACAUAACAAUUA